This is a messenger RNA of Funneliformis caledonium, 144 nucleotides long. NCBI's taxonomy places the organism in Eukaryota, Fungi, Glomeromycota, Glomeromycetes, Glomerales, Glomeraceae. The record is from the annotation of a GenBank genome assembly.
AUGAUUCAAGCAUCCCAAUAUCUAUAUAUAAUUGCAUAUUUGGAAACUUUAAAGAUAGACUUUCUGCAAAAAGAAGUUAAUGUUGGAAAUUAUACAAUAGGUGAAGAGGGUGAAGUAAUUGAAUAUCUUGGAUGUUUAGUAAAG